AUGUCUAGCAAAAACACUGUGAGGUGCCAAAGCAGCAGCCGCCGUGGCUUCACUGCCAACUCAGCCAGAGUCCCCGGGCUCAGCCGCUCUGGCUUCAGCAGUGUCUCUGUGUGCCGCUCCAGGGGCAGCGGUGGCAUUGGGGCGGUGUGUGGAGGAGCUGGCUUUGGCAGCAGGAGCCUCUAUGGCCUGGGGGGCUCCAAGAGGAUCUCCAUCGGAGGGGGCAGCUGUGCCGCUGGUGGAGUCUAUGGCAGCAGAGUUGGAGGUGGAGUCGGCAGUGGACUCGGUUAUGGUGGUGGACUUGGUGGUGGUUUUGGGCUCGGUGGUGGAGCUGGCUUUGGUGGUGGCUAUGGGGGCGCUGGCUUCCCCGUGUGCCCCCCUGGAGGCAUCCAAGAGGUCACCAUCAACCAGAGUCUCCUCACUCCUCUGAACUUGGAGAUCGACCCCACCAUCUACCGAUUGAGGACUGAGGAGCGGGAGCAGAUCAAGACCCUCAACAACAAGUUCGCCUCCUUCAUCGACAAGGUGCGGUUCCUGGAGCAACAGAACAAGGUCUUGGACACCAAGUGGGCCCUGCUCCAGGAGCAGGGCACCAAGACAGUCAGGCAGAACCUGGAGCCUUUGUUUGAGCAGUACAUCAGCAACCUCAGGAGGCAGCUGGACUCCAUCCAGGGAGAGAGAGGCCGCCUGGACUCAGAGCUGAGGAACAUGCAGGACACUGUGGAAGACUAUAAGAGCAAAUACGAAGAUGAAAUCAACAAGCGCACAGCAGCAGAGAAUGAAUUUGUGACCUUGAAAAAGGAUGUGGAUGCUGCUUACAUGAAUAAGACUGAACUGCAAGCCAAGGUAGACAGUCUUGUCGAUGAGAUCAACUUCCUGAGAGCCUUCUAUGAUGCAGAACUGUCUCAGAUGCAAACCCACAUCUCAGACACCUCUGUGGUCCUGUCCAUGGACAACAACCGCAGCCUGGACCUGGACAGCAUCAUCGCUGAAGUCAAAGCCCAGUAUGAGGACAUUGCUCAGCGCAGCCGGGCUGAGGCUGAGUCCUGGUACCAGACCAAGUAUGAGGAGCUGCAGGUCACAGCAGGCAGACAUGGGGACGACCUGCGGAACACCAAGCAGGAGAUCGCUGAGAUCAACCGCAUGAUCCAGAGGCUGAGAUCUGAGAUCGACCACGUCAAAAAGCAGUGCACCAACCUGCAGGCCGCCAUCGCUGAUGCUGAGCAGCGUGGGGAGCUGGCCCUCAAGGAUGCCAGGAACAAGCUGGAAGGUCUGGAGGAUGCCCUGCAGAAGGCUAAGCAGGACAUGGCCAGGCUGCUGAAGGAGUACCAGGAGCUCAUGAAUGUCAAGCUGGCCCUGGAUGUGGAGAUCGCCACCUACAGGAAGCUUCUGGAAGGCGAGGAGUGCAGGCUGAAUGGCGAAGGUGUUGGACAAGUGAACAUCUGUAAGUACCUGGCUUCCCUGCCUCCCCUACCUCAGCCCACUGUGGUGCAGUCCACCGUCUCCAGCGGCUAUGGCGGUGUCGGUGGCAUGGGCAGCGCCGGAGGCCUGGGCGCAGGCAGCGGCUACUCCUACAGCUCUGGUCACAGCCUUGGAGGUGGCUUCAGCUCUGGCAGUGGCAGAGGCAUCAGCAUUGGGGGCGGCCUCAGCUCUGUCGGGGGCAGCACGUCCUCCAUCAAGUACACCACCUCCUCCUCCAGCAGGAAGAGCUACAAGCACUGAAGUCCUCUCCGCUCCUGGCCGGGGGCUCAGUCCCUCUGCCUACAGGGCUCUCUCCUCGGGCCCUUGUCCUCCCCGCCAUCUGCUCUGUCCUUAGAGCUGAGCACGGGCGGGUCCCCCUGUUUACUCUCUGUUCCCCUUCCUCCCUAGCUGCUGGCCUUCAGAAUCUCAACCUGUGAUUCCCCGUCACGAUUUACUCACAUCUGGUUCCUCACUGUGCUGCUCAGUUAUCAGGUUCUUACCUGCAUUGUCGGUAUCUAUCUCUGAGUUGGAACACUGCAGCAGAAUUCUCUUCCGCUCUGUACUGGCAGAAGGCCCUCCCCGGGCCCUACUUAAGAACAGCGCCGCGUCCCCUGAUCUCAGUCUCAC
Messenger RNA from Fukomys damarensis (Damara mole-rat), 2085 nucleotides. Its product is annotated as keratin, type II cytoskeletal 6A. Lineage: Eukaryota; Metazoa; Chordata; Mammalia; Rodentia; Bathyergidae. The coding region runs from base 1 to 1719 and encodes 572 amino acids. Gene Ontology annotation, cellular component: keratin filament. Gene Ontology annotation, molecular function: structural constituent of skin epidermis. The transcript is spliced from 9 exons. Gene Ontology annotation, biological process: intermediate filament organization; keratinization. The record is from RefSeq and is a predicted model, not a curated record.